UUUUUUUUUUUUUUUGGCGAGUUCGAGGAGCAAGAUCCAGCGUUAUAAAUACGGCCCUCCAGCCGUCGAAACAAUAUGAGCACCUUCAUCCCGAGACACACAAGCGUCCGGCUGCUGGUUCAUGAUCUUUGUGAGAAAGAUGCUGCAGCAACAUCUCAGAGUGAGGAGCGCGUUUCCACUGGCCAAGUGGAUGGAGAAGUGGCUGGAGGGCGCAGCGGCCCGGCCGGUGCGCGCAACGCGCCCCGCGGUGCGCACCCUGGACGACAUGCCCGGGCCGUCGGUGGCCAGCUUCGCUUGGGACUUAUUCGCCAAGGGAGGGCUGUCACGUCUGCACGAGUUACAGCUGGAGGGUGUGCAGAAAUAUGGCCCCAUGUGGAAAGCAAGCUUUGGCCCCAUCCUGACGGUUCAUGUGGCGGAUCCAGCACUUAUAGAGCAGGUCCUGAGGCAGGAGGGGCAGCACCCCAUGCGCUCAGACCUUUCCUCCUGGAAGGACUACAGGAAGCUCCGAGGACAUCACUGUGGGCUUUUGACAUCUGAGGGGGAAGAGUGGCAGGCGGUGAGAAGUCUCCUGGGGAAACACAUGCUGCGACCCAAGUCUGUGGAGGCUUAUGAUAAAACCCUGAACAGUGUGGUCAGUGACCUCAUUGCCAAACUUCACCAAUGCAGAAGUCCUCAAGGCCUCGUCACGGACAUCGCCAGCGAGUUCUAUCGCUUUGGCCUCGAGGGUAAAGGCCCCCUAAGAGCAUACACAGCUUUCAGUUUGCUCAUCCCAUUUCCUCUCUCGCUCAUGUCCUCUGUCAUUUCCCUCUUGACAGGUAUUUCUUCAGUAUUAUUUGAAUCCAGAAUUGGUUGCCUGGACCCGGUCGUUCCUGAAGAGACGGAGCGUUUUAUCCAGGCGAUCAACUCCAUGUUUGUGAUGACACUUCUUACCAUGGCCAUGCCAAGCUGGUUGCACCAGUUGUUCCCCAAACCCUGGAAAGUCUUCUGUCAGUCCUGGGACUACAUGUUUGAAUUUGCGAAAGGCCACAUUGACCAGCGUGUGGCUGCCGAAGCAGAGAAGGUUAGCAGAGGAGAGAAGGUGGAGGGCCGUUAUCUCACCUAUUACCUGGCACAGAUGGGGCUGCCCAUGAAAACUGUCUACAGCAACGUCACAGAGCUGCUUCUUGCAGGAGUCGACACAAUCUCCAGCACUAUGUCCUGGUCAUUAUAUGAGCUAUCCCGUCACCCAGAGGUACAAGCCUCACUCAGAGAGGAGGUGCUAAAUGUGCUGGGGGGUCGAAAGAUACCAGAUGCUGCAGACGUGGCCCGGAUGCCUCUCCUGAAGGCCACAGUAAAAGAAGUGCUCAGGUUGUACCCAGUUAUUCCUGCUAAUGCGAGGGUCAUUACAGAAAGAGACAUCCAGGUUGGAGGCUACCUAAUUCCUAAAAAUACUCUGAUUACCUUAUGCCACUUUGCAACGUCACGGGACCCAGCAGUGUUUCCAAAUCCACAUGAGUUCCAGCCCCAUCGCUGGUUUAACAAGGACCAGGCUCAUCACCCGUACGCCUCGUUACCAUUCGGCGUGGGAAAACGCAGCUGCAUAGGUCGCCGUAUUGCUGAACUGGAACUCUACCUCGCUCUAGCCCGGAUCCUAACAGAGUUUGAUGUGAAGCCGGACCCAGAGGGAGUUUCUGUGAAGCCGAUGACACGGACCCUUCUAGUUCCUGAAAAUGUCAUUAGCCUCCAGUUUAAUGCACGAUGACCUAGUCUCUUGACACGAGCGAACACGAGUCCCCCACCCGCUGUGACGAGAUCUAGCAGGCGGCGUUAUCAUAAGCACUGUGAGCCAGCUGCGUGCAGUGGUUCAUGUCAGAGCCGGCCUUCAACCUUUGGCACAGUAACGACCAAAGCCCUCCUCAGCUGCAGCCCAGUUCCUGCAGGUAGACACGUGGAGGAGCGCAAAUGAAAGAAGGAUGAAGGCUGAUGGCACAUCACAGAAGCAAUGGAACGAAAGAAUCUUCAAAUCGUUUAGCACAGAGGCCCAAAGCACCAAAGUCUUUCACUCCUGUUUUUUUUUUUUUUUCUGUCAGUGGACAAAUCAUCAGACUGUAGUUUUGGACUUGCAUUGUAACAAACCGAGAGACAUUUCUUGGAAUUUGCCACAACACAGCAGUUGUCAGAUUUUCACUGAAUCAGGUUAUACAUCUUAUUAACAGUGAUCUGUUUGCACUCUUAAAUAUGCAGUAUCUGCAAUUUCCUAUGUCCCCUGACAAUUGAAAUGCUUCAUUGGAAAACAUAUCUGGUAUAAGAGGAUGCACAGAGUAAUAUGAGAGACUCAGCUGCUCCAUAGUGAUUCUGUUUUGUAAUAUCAGCUGCUGAGUUGAUAUGAUGCUGAAUAUACUGAUGCGGGUAUGUUUUAUCAGAUGCUUUCAGGUGGAAUAUUCAAAUACAAAAAAGAAUAAAAGGCAGCUGUUGAUAUUCCUAUGUGGGAGUACAUGGUGCCAAUGAAAUUCCAGAUGUACAGGCAUUCAGGCUGAAUAAAUUCAUAUAUGUUGACUUUGGCUCAACAAUACAGCACAGUGCAGGAUCAUCUGCAUAUUUUUUACACUGAAACUUAUUGUUAAUGAUAUUACAAUAUUUAGCAAAAUCUUAAGCAUUGUAUUUAUUUGAAGUUGGUAUUAUAAAUGAUAAUAAAAAACUUUAAAGUUGA
Molecule: messenger RNA, 2689 nt
Organism: Cololabis saira (Pacific saury)
Lineage: Eukaryota; Metazoa; Chordata; Actinopteri; Beloniformes; Belonidae
Gene: cyp27b1
Product: 25-hydroxyvitamin D-1 alpha hydroxylase, mitochondrial
Exons: 8
Coding region: 122-1741 (539 amino acids)
Biological process (GO): C21-steroid hormone biosynthetic process; cellular response to peptide hormone stimulus; cortisol metabolic process
Cellular component (GO): mitochondrial inner membrane
Molecular function (GO): oxidoreductase activity, acting on paired donors, with incorporation or reduction of molecular oxygen; heme binding; monooxygenase activity
Source: RefSeq, a predicted model, not a curated record